Messenger RNA from Arabidopsis lyrata subsp. lyrata, 998 nucleotides. Its product is annotated as adenine phosphoribosyltransferase 2. The transcript is spliced from 6 exons. The coding region runs from base 216 to 797 and encodes 193 amino acids. Gene Ontology annotation, cellular component: cytoplasm; cytosol. Gene Ontology annotation, molecular function: adenine phosphoribosyltransferase activity. The record is from RefSeq and is a predicted model, not a curated record. Gene Ontology annotation, biological process: adenine salvage. Lineage: Eukaryota; Viridiplantae; Streptophyta; Magnoliopsida; Brassicales; Brassicaceae.
UUUCAAUUUUUAAAAGAUGUACUGUAUUAAAAAUUAACUUGGGAUGGAGACGUACGAUGAGUGGGUGAAGGAAAUGAGAGAGAUAAAAGAAGAAUGAUCAAAAUAAGUAAGUGCUAUUAUAAAUACAGCCAACCCCUUUCUCUCUUCUUCUUGGACACACACAAACACAGACACAAGCACACGCACACGCACACGCACGAGUGAGUGAGUGAGAGAUGUUUGCCGUGGAGAAUGGGUUGCAGGGAGACCCAAGAUUAAAGGCCAUCUCCGACGCCAUUCGUGUCAUUCCUCACUUCCCCAAGACUGGGAUCAUGUUUCAGGACAUAACAACUUUGUUGCUGGAUCCAGUUGCCUUCAAACAUGUCGUUGAUAUCUUCGUUGAUCGUUACGAGCACAUGAACAUCUCUCUCGUCGCCGGAGUAGAGGCGAGAGGAUUCAUAUUUGGACCUCCCAUCGCGUUAGCCAUAGGUGCCAAGUUCAUUCCACUGCGCAAACCGGGAAAACUACCCGGGAAAGUGAUAAGCGAAGAGUACGAGCUUGAGUAUGGAAGAGAUCGUCUAGAGAUGAGUGUGGAGGCUGUCAAAUCCGACGAAAGAGCUCUCGUCAUCGACGAUUUAGUUGCCACUGGUGGGACACUCUCUGCUUCCAUUAGCCUCUUGGAGCGCGCCGGGGCCGAAGUUGUAGAGUGUGCAUGCGUUGUUGGUUUGCCUAAGUUUAAGGGGCAAUGUAAGCUGAAGGGAAAGCCGUUGUACGUUCUGGUGGAGCCAAGCCAGUUUGAUGAAUUAACAACCUUAUAAGCAAGCGUUUUUCUAUUCGGUCGUCGAUGUAAUGAUUUUGUAACUAGGGAUUGAAUGAUUAUAUUCUCUAAUAUAGUCUCGGCUCCAUGUGGAAUGAAUGAUUUAUGCUGCCUAGUUACAAUCUAAAAUGAAGCUGGCCUUAGUUCAAAGUUUGUUGUUUUAACAUCUCAUCUAAAAAUAAGUGAAAGUUGGAAUUUAUCA